CCUGUGGAGCCCGCGCCGCCGCCGCCGCCGCCGCUGCCAUGCUGUCCGUCCGCCGCCCGCUCGCCACCCUCCCGGACCCGCAGCAGCUGCAGCUGCAGUCGCCCCUGAAGGGGCUCAGCCUGGCGGACAAGGAGAACACGCCCCCGGCUCUCAGUGGCACCCGCGUGCUGGCCAGCAAGACCGCCCGGAGGAUCUUCGAGGAGCCGGCCGAGCCGAAACCUCAGGUCCCUGCCCUCGGCGUGCAGGAUGAACCGCUGCUGAGAGAAAACCCGCGCCGCUUUGUCAUCUUCCCCAUCGAGUACCAUGAUAUUUGGCAGAUGUAUAAGAAAGCCGAAGCUUCCUUCUGGACAGCCGAGGAGGUGGAUCUCUCCAAGGACCUCCAGCACUGGGAAACCCUGAAGCCCGAGGAGAGGUACUUCAUCUCGCACGUUCUGGCCUUCUUCGCGGCCAGUGACGGCAUCGUGAAUGAGAACUUGGUGGAGCGCUUUAGCCAAGAAGUUCAGAUCACAGAAGCCCGCUGUUUCUACGGCUUCCAAAUUGCCAUGGAAAACAUACAUUCUGAAAUGUACAGUCUCCUCAUUGACACUUACAUUAAAGAUUCCAAGGAAAGGGAGUUUCUCUUCAACGCCAUCGAGACGAUGCCUUGUGUCAAGAAGAAGGCAGACUGGGCCUUGCGUUGGAUCGGGGACCAAGAGGCCACCUAUGGAGAACGCGUUGUAGCCUUUGCUGCAGUAGAAGGGAUCUUCUUUUCCGGCUCUUUCGCAUCGAUAUUCUGGCUCAAGAAACGGGGACUGAUGCCGGGCCUCACGUUUUCCAAUGAACUUAUUAGCAGGGAUGAGGGUUUGCACUGUGACUUUGCCUGCCUGAUGUUCAAACACCUGCUACACAAACCUUCGGAGCAGAGAGUGAAGGAAAUAAUUACCAACGCUGUGAGGAUAGAACAGGAGUUCCUCACCGAGGCCUUGCCAGUGAAUCUCAUCGGGAUGAAUUGCACGUUAAUGAAGCAGUACAUUGAAUUCGUGGCCGACAGACUCAUGCUGGAGCUGGGUUUUAGCAAGGUUUUCCGAGUAGAGAAUCCGUUUGACUUCAUGGAGAAUAUUUCGCUGGAAGGGAAGACGAACUUCUUUGAGAAGAGAGUAGGCGAGUAUCAGAGGAUGGGAGUGAUGUCAAGUCCGACAGAGAACUCCUUUACCCUGGAUGCUGACUUCUAAGCGGACUGAAGGUGCUGGGGAGACAGGAAGCGCAAGGCAGCUGAGCCAGGCCCUCCUGGAUUGCGAAACGAAACCGGCUAACCGACCUACGACCUGC
Messenger RNA from Molossus molossus (Pallas's mastiff bat), 1308 nucleotides. It is a transcript of the gene RRM2, whose product is annotated as ribonucleotide reductase regulatory subunit M2. Bases 39 to 1211 code for a protein of 390 amino acids. The transcript has 11 exons. Lineage: Eukaryota; Metazoa; Chordata; Mammalia; Chiroptera; Molossidae. Gene Ontology annotation, molecular function: ribonucleoside-diphosphate reductase activity, thioredoxin disulfide as acceptor. Gene Ontology annotation, biological process: deoxyribonucleotide biosynthetic process. The record is from RefSeq and is a predicted model, not a curated record. Gene Ontology annotation, cellular component: cytosol.